Rotaria sp. Silwood2 is the source of this 477-nucleotide messenger RNA. NCBI's taxonomy places the organism in Eukaryota, Metazoa, Rotifera, Eurotatoria, Philodinida, Philodinidae. The record is from the annotation of a GenBank genome assembly.
AUGGUUAUACUUGAACGACGUAAUAUCCUACCAGAACAUCAAGCUGGUGUUCGACCUCGAAAAAGCACCUUAAACAAUAUCAUAAGGUUAACAAAAUAUGUACAAAAUCAUCUGCAUUCAACUGGUCGUCGACGUCAUCCAGCUGUUAUAUUAUUCGAUAUAAAAGCUGCCUUUGACUCUGUCUGUCACGAUGGGCCAAUGUAUAAAUUAAAUGAAUUACGUUUACCACAAUACUUAACAAAUUACUUUAUUUCUUUUGUACAAAAUAGAACUGCUGCAAUCGAAAUUGAAAACACACUAUCCAGACCAUUUAACCUUAAUAGCGGUACUCAACAAGGAUCUCCAUUACCACCAUUACUUUAUAUUAUAUACACGGCAGAUUCCACGAAUGAAAUACCGGAACACACGGAACAUGGUCUAUUUGCCGACGACACUGCUCUAUGUAGUUCUUUCUGUUCUAGAUUUAUAUAUAAUUAG